UCUGAUUGGACAGCGGGGAAGCCUGUCAGUUUAUUGGCCCCGCUGAUCCCGCCCCGGAGCUCAGGGCAGCCUUUACCCUUUGGCCCCAGCGGACGCCAGCCACUCAGAUCGCUGCUUGUUGGUAUGUGUAGCGGCAGUGGCCGCCGACGGAGCAGUCUGAGCCCGACGAUGAGGCCGGGGACUGGAGCCGAGCGUGGAGGCCUCAUGGUGAGUGAAAUGGAGAGCCAACCUCCCUCGCGGGGUCCCGGGGACGGGGAGCGGAGAUUGUCCGGCUCAAACCUGUGCUCCAGUUCUUGGGUCUCUGCUGACGGCUUCCUGAGGAGACGGCCCUCGAUGGGGCAUCCUGGCAUGCAUUACGCACCAAUGGGAAUGCACCCUAUGGGUCAGAGAGCAAACAUGCCUCCUGUACCUCAUGGAAUGAUGCCACAGAUGAUGCCCCCUAUGGGAGGGCCUCCAAUGGGACAAAUGCCUGGAAUGAUGUCUUCUGUAAUGUCAGGAAUGAUGAUGUCUCAUAUGUCUCAGGCUUCCAUGCAACCUGCCUUACCGCCUGGAGUAAAUAGUAUGGAUGUAGCAGCAGGUGCAGCAUCUGGUGCAAAAUCAAUGUGGACAGAGCAUAAAUCACCCGAUGGAAGGACUUAUUAUUACAAUACUGAAACAAAACAGUCUACCUGGGAAAAACCAGAUGAUCUUAAAACACCUGCUGAGCAACUCUUGUCUAAAUGCCCGUGGAAAGAGUACAAAUCUGAUUCUGGGAAGCCUUAUUACUAUAAUUCUCAAACGAAAGAGUCCCGCUGGGCCAAACCAAAGGAACUUGAGGAUCUUGAAGGAUACCAGAAUACCAUUGUUGCUGGAGGUCUUAUUACAAAAUCAAACCUGCAUGCUAUGAUCAAAGCUGAAGAAAGCAGCAAGCAAGAAGAAUGUACUACCACAUCAACAGCCCCAGUUCCUACGACAGAAAUUCCUACCACUAUGAGUACCAUGGCUGCUGCAGAAGCAGCAGCUGCUGUUGUUGCGGCUGCUGCAGCCGCUGCAGCCGCUGCUAAUGCCAAUACUUCCACCACACCUACUAAUACUGUGGGAAGUGUUCCAGUUGCUCCUGAGCCUGAAGUUACUUCCAUUGUUCCUACUGUUGUCGAUAAUGAAAAUGCAGUAACUAUAUCCAAUGAAGAACAAGCACAGAUUGCUAAUACUACAGCCAUUCAAGAUUUAAGUGGUGACAUUUCCAGUAACACUGGAGAGGAACCAUCUAAACAAGAAACUGUAACCGAUUUUACUCCUAAAAAAGAAGAGGAAGAGAGCCAACCAGCAAAAAAAACAUACACUUGGAAUACAAAGGAGGAGGCAAAGCAAGCAUUUAAAGAAUUAUUGAAAGAAAAGCGGGUACCCUCUAAUGCUUCGUGGGAGCAAGCUAUGAAAAUGAUCAUUAAUGAUCCUCGUUAUAGUGCUUUAGCAAAGCUGAGUGAAAAAAAGCAGGCUUUUAAUGCCUAUAAAGUCCAGACUGAGAAAGAGGAAAAAGAGGAAGCAAGAUCAAAAUACAAAGAAGCUAAGGAAUCUUUUCAGCGUUUUCUUGAAAAUCAUGAGAAAAUGACUUCCACAACCAGAUACAAAAAAGCCGAGCAAAUGUUUGGGGAGAUGGAAGUUUGGAAUGCUAUAUCAGAGCGUGAUCGUCUUGAAAUCUAUGAAGAUGUUUUGUUCUUCCUUUCAAAAAAAGAAAAGGAACAAGCAAAGCAGUUACGAAAGAGAAAUUGGGAAGCCUUAAAAAACAUACUUGACAACAUGGCUAAUGUCACGUAUUCUACUACUUGGUCUGAAGCCCAGCAGUAUCUGAUGGAUAAUCCAACGUUUGCAGAGGAUGAAGAGUUACAGAACAUGGAUAAAGAAGAUGCACUAAUAUGCUUUGAGGAACACAUCCGGGCUUUAGAAAAGGAAGAAGAAGAAGAAAAACAGAAGACUUUGUUGAGAGAAAGGAGGCGGCAGCGUAAAAAUAGGGAAUCUUUUCAGAUAUUCUUAGAUGAACUACAUGAACAUGGACAACUACAUUCUAUGUCCUCUUGGAUGGAACUGUAUCCAACUAUUAGUUCUGACAUUAGAUUCACUAAUAUGCUUGGUCAGCCGGUUUUUUCAUUAGGAUCAACUGCACUUGAUCUUUUCAAGUUUUAUGUUGAAGAUCUUAAAGCACGUUAUCAUGACGAAAAAAAGAUAAUAAAAGACAUUCUGAAGGAUAAAGGAUUUGUAGUUGAAGUAAACACCACUUUUGAAGAUUUUGUGGCAAUAAUAAGUUCAACAAAAAGAUCAACUACUUUGGAUGCUGGAAAUAUCAAGUUGGCUUUCAAUAGUUUACUAGAAAAGGCUGAAGCCCGUGAACGUGAAAGAGAAAAAGAGGAGGCACGAAAAAUGAAAAGAAAAGAGUCUGCAUUUAAGAGUAUGUUGAAACAGGCUGCUCCUCCAAUAGAGCUGGAUGCUGUCUGGGAAGACAUCCGGGAGAGAUUUGUAAAAGAACCAGCAUUUGAGGACAUAACUCUAGAAUCUGAAAGAAAAAGAAUAUUUAAAGAUUUCAUGCAUGUGCUUGAGCAUGAAUGUCAACAUCAUCAUUCAAAGAACAAGAAACAUUCUAAGAAAUCUAAAAAACACCAUAGGAAACGUUCCCGCUCUCGAUCGGGAUCGGAUUCAGAUGAUGAUGAUAGCCAUUCAAAGAAAAAAAGACAGCGAUCAGAGUCCCAUUCUGCUUCAGAACAUUCUUCUAGUGCUGAAUCUGAGAGAAGUUAUAAGAAAUCAAAAAAGCAUAAGAAGAAAAGCAAAAAGAGGAGACAUAAAUCUGACUCUCCAGAAUCAGAUACUGAACGAGACAAGGAUAAGAAAGAUAAAGAUCGGGAAAGUGAAAAAGACAGAAGUAGACAGAGAUCAGAAUCAAAACACAAAUCACCUAAGAAAAAGACUGGAAAGGAUUCUGGUAACUGGGAUACUUCUGGCAGUGAACUGAGUGAAGGGGAAUUAGAAAAGCGCAGAAGAACCCUUUUGGAGCAACUGGAUGAUGAUCAAUAAAUUAUACCAAAUAUAUGUUUAUAGUAUGAUUUAAAGUCUAAUUCAGACCAGGGAUUAUUUUAAGUUCAAUUUACAUCAUAACACUGGGUUUUAAUUGUGUCACAGGAAAAAAAAAAGUGCAUUUAUGUAUUGUUAUUGUGGACUUUAUAAAAGCAAGGGAAAUUGAAAAUAACUUGAUUCUGUAUCAAGAAUCAUAUUUUCCUACGGUCAUAACUGUCUUUCUGUGACCCUUUCCUAGGGCACUGCAGGAUGGAUUAAAAGUGGCAAUUUACUGAUAGCUGCAGACGUCUCUACUUUGUUCUAAGUCAUGAGGGGAUUUGAUUUACUUUAUAGAAGUGGGAUUUUGAAGAUACAAUGAACAUUUUUUUGAUAAUGUAGUACAAAAAAAAGCACCAGCAACCCAUGAUAAGACUGCUUUUUUGUGCACUACUGAACUGAUGAAAGCCAACGUGAUCUUUUAUGGUGAGCUCUUAAGAAAAGGUGUUUUUGAUGGAAACUUAGUAGACCUUUAACUGGCGGUGCUGAUGAGCACUGCUGUAAUAAAGCCACCAUUAUUUUUAUGAAACAUCCGAAUAAAUUUUAAAAAGGCUAUGAGGGCAUUAUUUUGAGCAUCUAUUUUGAGGUGAUGUUUUAAAAUAGCUAACAUCAAAUCAAAUUGUAAAUUACUUUAAAUAUAUUGCCUUAAGGACCUACUAAAGAAUGUGCCACCAAACUUUUGAGUGAUAGUUGAAAUAUCCUUGUAGUGGGGGGAAGAAAAAUCAAUGUUGACUUAAACAUUUUCUUUGAAUUUUUAAUCCAAUCUUUCUCUUUCACUUUUUUUUUUAAUUCCAUUGAGGAGGUUGUAAAUUGCCUUCCUUACUCACUGAGAAGUAUUGACUCCAUGGUACACAGUCUAAAGCAUUUCUGAUUUCAAUAUUUUUGUACAUUUUUAUCUAUUAUUAAACCUUCUCUUGUAGUGUG
Messenger RNA from Peromyscus eremicus (cactus mouse), 4002 nucleotides. RefSeq names its product pre-mRNA processing factor 40 homolog A (gene Prpf40a). Gene Ontology annotation, biological process: mRNA cis splicing, via spliceosome. Gene Ontology annotation, cellular component: U2-type prespliceosome; U1 snRNP. The record is from RefSeq and is a predicted model, not a curated record. NCBI's taxonomy places the organism in Eukaryota, Metazoa, Chordata, Mammalia, Rodentia, Cricetidae. Bases 124 to 3042 code for a protein of 972 amino acids. Gene Ontology annotation, molecular function: protein binding; RNA binding. The transcript has 26 exons.